AUGUGUCCAACAACGCAUGAAGAAAGGAUUCACAUGAAUGAGAUUUCGUAUGCUUCGGCGAUUGGAUCCAUCAUGUAUGCUAUGUUAUGUACAAGACCUGAUGUAUUGUAUGCAUUAAGUGCAACGAGUAGAUAUCAGUCAAAUCCAGAUGAAAGUCAUUGGAUUACAGUCAAGAAUAUCCUAAAGUAUUUACGAAGAACUAAAGAUAAAUUCUUGAUAUAUGGAGGACAUGAACUUGAAAUAAGUGGGUAUACAAAUGAUAGUUUUCACACAGAUAAAGAUGAUUCAAAAUCCCAAUCGAAUUUUGUGUUUAUCAUAAAUGGGGGUGCAGUAAAUUGGAAGAGUUCCAAACAAGCGACGACAGCGGAUUCAAAAACUGAAGCGGAGUAUAUUGCGGCCUCUGAGGCGACAAAGGAAGCUAUAUGGAUAAAGAAGUUUAUUACUGAACUAGAAGUGGUUCCAAGUAUUGAAAAUCCAAUAAAAUUGUACUGUGAUAAUAAUAGAGCUAUUGCGCAAACAAAGGAACCAUGA
Messenger RNA from Impatiens glandulifera, 531 nucleotides. Its product is annotated as secreted RxLR effector protein 161-like. The transcript has a single exon. The record is from RefSeq and is a predicted model, not a curated record. The coding region runs from base 1 to 531 and encodes 176 amino acids. Lineage: Eukaryota; Viridiplantae; Streptophyta; Magnoliopsida; Ericales; Balsaminaceae.